Molecule: messenger RNA, 1438 nt
Organism: Chelonia mydas (Green sea turtle)
Lineage: Eukaryota; Metazoa; Chordata; Testudines; Cheloniidae
Product: putative olfactory receptor 52P1
Exons: 1
Coding region: 35-1087 (350 amino acids)
Biological process (GO): G protein-coupled receptor signaling pathway
Cellular component (GO): membrane
Molecular function (GO): olfactory receptor activity; G protein-coupled receptor activity
Source: RefSeq, a predicted model, not a curated record
CAUUUCUGAGUCAUAUCAAUGCAUCAACAGCGUCAUGGCACCUUUCAACUUCACCCACUCUGACGCUUCAAUUUUCAUCUUAACGGGCAUCCCUGGACUGGAGGCUGCCCACAUCUGGAUUUCCAUUCCUUUCUUUACAUUCUACAUUCUCAGCCUGUUGGGAAAUUUCACGCUUCUGUCUGUUGUAGGUAAGGAGCAGACUCUGCAGAAGCCGAUGUACCUGCUGCUCUGCAUACUGGCACUUACAGACAUUGCAACACCUACCUUCGUCGUGCCAAAUGCACUGGGCAUAUUUUGGUUCAAUUUGAAAGGCAUUACUCUGGCUGGCUGCCUCACCCAGAUGUUCUUCCUCCACACGGUUUCUGUUAUGCACUCAGCCACCCUCGUGACAAUGGCCUUUGAUCGCUACAUUGCCAUAUGUAACCCUCUGAGAUAUGCCACCAUCCUCAGUAAUGCACAAAUAGCUAAGCUAGGGCUUGCAGGUUUGAUAAGAGCUGUUCUCUUCAUUCUGCCCCUAUCCCUGCUCCUGAGUCAGCAGACAUUCUGUGCCAACCGCAUUAUCCCGCACACGCAAUGCGAGUACAUAGCUGUGGUGAAGAUGGUGUGUGGGGACAUCACAGUCAUCAGGAUAUACAGCUUGGUGCUAAUGUUUGUAAUCAAUGGGUUUGACCUGACGCUCAUUGCCCUGUCCUACAGUCUGAUCAUCAGGGCCGUCCUCAGAAUCUCCUCUAAGAAAGGCCACCAGAAAGCCCUCAACACUUGCACAGCCCACAUCUGUGUGAUGCUGAUAUAUUAUACCCCUACCUUCUUCUCCAUUCUUACACACCACUUCGGUCAAGGCAUCGCACCCUAUGUUCAUAUCAUCUUAGCUGACCUCUAUCUCCUCAUCCCUCCCAUGCUCAACCCUAUCAUUUAUGGGGUCAAAACCAAAGAGCUUCGUGACAAAGUAGUCAAAUACACCUGCAGAAGUUCUGCAGACACAAAGUUCACGCAAAGUUCUGCAGACACAAGAGACGAUAUCUUCUCAGGCCUGCAGUGUCCAUCAGGGAACUGUCAAAUUGUCAGAGAGUAUGUGAAACAGCACUAAGUGGGAUGCAGUUUGGGAGGAAGACCAGAAGUUCUGUGAGCACCAUGGUUCCCCAGUUACCCCUGGCAUGGAGGAAGAGUAUGCUCACAAACAAUCUGUAAAAAAAUUCAGCCUUCCUUGACUAUGCAGUUCUUACGAGUUGUACCUCCUGUCAUUUUGGCUGACCUCUAUCUCCUCAUCCCUCCCAUGCUCAAUCCUAUCAUUUAUGGGGUCAAAACCAAAGAGCUUUGUGACAAAGUAGGCAAAUACACCUGCCGAAGGUGAUUACCUGGGGCCACUGACUUGAAACCUGUGUGACAAGAGGAGGAAAGCAUAUCUCCUCAUUAAUUAGGGGUGCACUGUCCCAGUUUG